This is a messenger RNA of Scylla paramamosain (green mud crab), 1049 nucleotides long. Its product is annotated as eukaryotic translation initiation factor 3 subunit G-like. Lineage: Eukaryota; Metazoa; Arthropoda; Malacostraca; Decapoda; Portunidae. Gene Ontology annotation, molecular function: RNA binding; translation initiation factor activity. The transcript has 9 exons. Gene Ontology annotation, cellular component: cytoplasm; eukaryotic translation initiation factor 3 complex. Bases 103 to 984 code for a protein of 293 amino acids. The record is from RefSeq and is a predicted model, not a curated record.
AAAAUCGUCAAGAACCAGCGACCCAGUCUUUGAGACAGCGAAUGUCAACACAGGCACCUGGUCUCCCUUCCCUUGCCGUGCCUUGUACAUUUAUCCCCUGCCAUGCCUUCAGUGGACGAAGUGAAGUCCAGUUGGGCUGAUGAAGUGGAGGAAGUAGAAGGGGGUAACCUUCCUCCUCCCAUUGAGAAGAGUGACGGCAACAGCAAGACCAUCACAGAGUACUCACUGAAUGAUGAUGGGAAGAAGGUCAAGAUUGUGAGCCACUACAGGAUUGAGAAGCACCGAGUGGCCCGAACCAUUGCUGAGAGGAAGACCUGGAAGAAGUAUGGUCUUAGCAAAAAUGAUAAGCCUGGUCCCAAUCCUGCCACCACCAUCACUGCUGAGGAUGUGUUCAUGCAUUUCUUGAGCAACAAGGAAGAGGAGCAGAAUGAGCAGGAGGAGCUGAAGAAGAAACUGAUGGAUGCACAGAAGGGUCAGGUCAAGUGUCGGCUGUGUAAGGAGGACCAUUGGACCAAGCAGUGUCCCUACAAGGAUAAGCUGGAGCCUCUUCGUUCCUCUCUCCUGGGUGAUGAGAAGGUUGAGGAUGAUGCCCAGCAGGCAGGAGGAACACCAGGAGUAGACAAGGCAAAAAUGGCUGGUGGCACACAGGGCAAGUACGUCCCACCAUCCAUGAGGGAUGGAGGAUCCAAGAAGGGAGAAUCCAUGAUGUCCUCUAGAGGCCGCGAUGAGACUGCAACGGUGCGUGUGACCAACCUGUCUGAGAACACUCGGGAGCAAGAUCUGCAGGAUUUGUUCCGGCCCUUCGGUGACAUCAGCCGUAUCUUCUUGGCCAAGGAUAAGAACACUGGCCAGUCUAAGGGAUUCGCCUUCAUCAACUUCAAGAAAAGAGAAGAUGCUGCUAAGGCUAUCCAGAUUCUCAAUGGCUAUGGUUAUGACCACUUAAUUCUGAGUGUGGAAUGGGCCAAGCCAUCGGGGACACAGUGAGUGGAGUCAUAUAUUAGAAAGAUGUAACUUGCUGUAAGAAAACUCAAUAUAGCCUUGGUGAAUUA